Messenger RNA from Galleria mellonella (greater wax moth), 1398 nucleotides. It is a transcript of the gene 128up, whose product is annotated as GTP-binding protein 128up. The transcript is spliced from 7 exons. The record is from RefSeq and is a predicted model, not a curated record. Gene Ontology annotation, cellular component: cytoplasm. Gene Ontology annotation, molecular function: GTP binding; GTPase activity. Gene Ontology annotation, biological process: cytoplasmic translation. The coding region runs from base 158 to 1261 and encodes 367 amino acids. NCBI's taxonomy places the organism in Eukaryota, Metazoa, Arthropoda, Insecta, Lepidoptera, Pyralidae.
UUAACUGACAAGUUUCUGGAAAGGUGUCCACGAAUGAAUAUCGGCACGCUUUCUUUUUAAUUUCAAUUCGCUUUAGUUAUUACAAUAUUAAAUAAAAUAAUUAUCUUCUCUGUAUUUAAAAACUGAUUUGCAUAAGUUAAAACAUUAACACUUAAAAAUGAGUACGAUACUGGAGAAGAUUGCUGCUAUUGAGGCCGAGAUGGCCCGCACACAAAAAAAUAAGGCGACAGCACUUCAUUUAGGCAUAUUAAAGGCCAGAUUGGCUAAACUUAGGCGAGAACUAAUAACACCCAAAGGUGGUGGUGGUGCCACUGGUGAAGGGUUCGAUGUUGCUAAAACUGGAGAUGCCCGUAUUGGUUUUGUGGGUUUUCCAUCAGUGGGCAAGUCGACCUUGCUAUCAAAUUUAGCAGGUGUAUACUCUGAGGUGGCAGCCUACGAGUUCACAACUCUAACUACUGUACCAGGCUGCAUCAAAUAUAAAGGUGCUAAAAUUCAGCUUCUGGAUUUGCCCGGAAUCAUCGAAGGAGCUAAAGAUGGCAAAGGCAGAGGUCGGCAAGUGAUAGCUGUGGCUCGUACCUGCAGCCUCGUAUUCAUUGUGUUGGACGUGCUGAAGCCAUUGCAACACAAAAGACUAUUAGAGCAUGAAUUGGAAGGGUUUGGCUUACGGUUAAACAAGCAGCCACCAAACAUACACUUUAGAAAAAAAGACAAAGGUGGAAUCAACUUGAAUACAACUUGCCCGCAAUCAGAAUUAGACCUCGAAACAGUGAAGACGAUCCUUUCCGAAUAUAAAAUCCAUAAUGCUGACAUCACGCUCCGAUACGACGCCACCAGCGAUGACCUGAUUGAUGUCAUUGAAGGCAAUCGGAUAUAUGUACCUUGUAUUUAUCUGCUUAAUAAAAUUGAUCAAAUCAGCAUAGAAGAAUUAGACGUUAUCUACAAAAUACCUCACUGUGUCCCGAUAUCCGCUCACCACAAAUGGAAUUUUGACGACUUACUUGAAAAAAUGUGGGAGUACCUAAAACUCAUCAGGAUAUACACCAAACCCAAGGGGCAGCUACCUGAUUACAACGCUCCAGUGGUCUUGCAUGCAGACAGAACUACUAUUGAAGACUUUUGUAACAAACUCCAUAGAUCUAUUGUAAAGGAAUUUAAGUAUGCACUAGUGUGGGGAUCGUCCGUGAAACAUCAGCCCCAAAAAGUUGGCAUUGAGCAUGUCUUAGCUGAUGAAGAUGUUGUACAGAUUGUCAAGAAAGUGUAGAGAUUAGCAUAAACUUACAUGAAAAUUUUGAUUUAAAAGUAUGGCCCUAUUCACACGGCAGUUUUUACCUGGUUGAACAUAAAUGAAAUGCAUUUCAAUCACAAUAAUAUAAUUUUUAAUACUUAAUAAUAUACCAA